Messenger RNA from Zasmidium cellare ATCC 36951, 1704 nucleotides. RefSeq lists its product as uncharacterized. The record is from RefSeq and is a predicted model, not a curated record. Bases 1 to 1704 code for a protein of 567 amino acids. The transcript is spliced from 3 exons. Lineage: Eukaryota; Fungi; Ascomycota; Dothideomycetes; Mycosphaerellales; Mycosphaerellaceae.
AUGGCACAUCUUCGCUUCCUGACAGGGAUUCGUUCGACUACCGGCAUUUACACUAUACGAAACUCAGGGCGGGCACGGAUACUGGCAACGCCAUUCGUACAGCGACGAUAUCAAGGAUUGCCAAUUGGUCCCCAAUUACCUGGUCAGCAAGACGAGGACGCGGACGAUCAACCAAAAUCCUCCAGCAAGAAAGAUGGCAAAAAGGAAGGAUUCACCUGGGGGCCUACCCUCUUCAAGAUGUUCGAGGCCGCUCUCACUACCUUUGCGUCAGUCGCCAUAUUAGGCGCCGUGGGUUAUGGCUACACUCGAUACUACAAGUAUAUGGUCCUCGAGAAGAUUGAGAAUGCCUUCAAGCCGGGUGAUCCAGUGCUCGACCUCGCCGCGACUAGCAAGCAAGGCACGGCAACUGGUGGCACGAUUCUUUUGGACGAGGACAAGCAGCGCGAGCAUUGGGUUCUCCGAGAGGAACAAGACCUCAUCGACUCAAUCGUUUCCGGACGGACUAGAGGCCAGUACCAUCUACUUGUAGGCGAGAAGGGAACCGGCAAAUCCAGCAUGCUCAUUGAUGCCAUGGCCAAGAUUAAUGGUGAAGGCUGUGCGAUGUUCGAUGCCCACGCCGAUCCAGAGAUCUUUCGCAUUCGACUAGGCAAGGCGCUGGAUUUUGAAUAUCACGAAGACAACAUCGGCUCUCUGUUCUCCAUUCGAGGACCACGGGACGCUGGUGCAAUACUCGACAUUGAACGAGCGUUCAACAAGCUGGAGAAAGUCGCCAUGGCCCGACGAGAGAGGGUCGGUCGGCCGAUCAUCCUCAUCUUCAACUCGAUGCAUCUUCUACGAGACGACGAUAUUGGUAAAGACCUGCUUGAGCUCAUUCAACAGCGCGCAGAGCAAUGGGCUGCGAGCAACCUUGCCACGGUGAUCUUCAACUCGGACGAUUACUGGAUCUACGAGCGGCUCAAACAAUAUGCGACGAGGAUGAACGUGAUUCGAAUUUUGGACCUCAACAAGGACAAAUCGAUUGCCGCGUUGCGGAACUAUCGAAACCGGUACCGUGGUGAAAAUCCCGAUUCUUCGUUGCUGGAGCAGGUCUACGACAAAGUCGGCGGUCGGAUGUCGUACUUGACCCGAGUGGCAAAGUCUCCAGAUAUGAUGAAGACAGCUGAAGAUAUCUGUCAUAUGGAAAAGACCUGGUUUCUCAAUCAAUGCUGGAUCCUAGGGCAAGGAAUGGACGACGAUGUCAUGGACCAACAGAAAUACGCCUCUGCUGCGAUGGUCCUGGCCAAGGCACUCGUUGACCAAGAGAAGGAGAUGGAAAAGACCUAUGAUCCGGACCGAGGUCACAUAUUACCAGAGAUUCCUCUGCACCAGGCACGAGAGAUCAUGACGAGAGCUGAUUUCAUUCAAAGCUAUGAUACCAUCAACAUCUUUGCGAUUGACAGCAAGGCCAUGGUCCGUGCAGACUCCGUUCCCAUGAUGAACGCAUUCAGAGAAGUCUGCGCAGAGGAAGGCUUCGAUCAGUUCUUGGAGGAUACGUUGGAUCGCAUCAGCGCCAUCGAAUCGCUUGGACGCACGCGGGAGUUGACGAUCAAGGACCUCUGGGACAAGGGCAAGUAUAGAAUCAAGAUCGAGGAUGCACGUGGAAGAGGGACUGGGGGCUUGACGUUUGAAGUGGAGAAGCCUGAGAGUGAUGAAGACGAUGACUAG